This is a messenger RNA of Lethenteron reissneri (Far Eastern brook lamprey), 8982 nucleotides long. RefSeq names its product atos homolog A (gene ATOSA). The record is from RefSeq and is a predicted model, not a curated record. Lineage: Eukaryota; Metazoa; Chordata; Hyperoartia; Petromyzontiformes; Petromyzontidae.
GCUCAGUCGUUCGAGCGCCGCGGUCGCGGACGGACGUUGCUGGCCCGGGCUUGCCGGGGCCGUCAGCGUCAAGGCCACGGCCACGGGAGAGGUGACCGCCGCAGCCGCCGCAGCCGCCAGCGCGCACUUCGCCUGAGACGCGGUGACCUGAGGAGAAGGAGGAGGAGGAGGGCAGAGGAGCGCCUCAGCCCCUGGAGUCGAUAUGAAGCCCGAUGGUGACGCCCCGCCGGAGGGCGGCGAGUGGGAGCCCGAGGAGCUGCUGGUGGCGCUGACGCAGCUCGUCACAGAGGGCCGCACUCCCGAGGCCUCCGUGAAGGGCCGCGCGGAGGGCCCGCACUGCCCCCAGCGCGCGGCCAGCCGCCACGGCACGCACUGUGUGCAGCCUCGGCAGCGAACAGGUGAGCGUGGGUGCCGGCUGUACCAGCUGACCCGCGCGCGGGUGCUGCUGCUGUGGAGGAACGCCGUUCCCGUCAUGGUGGAGGUGGGUCUGCGCGCCGGCUGCUGCGCGGGCGGCGAGCGGCACGGCGGGACCUGCGGCUCCGAGGCCGGCGACGCCGAGGGGGGCCCCUGCGGUCGCGGGUCGCUGCUGCUCGAGCGCUGGGCCCUGCACCUGGCGCCACGCAGGCCGGGCGAAGGAGCCGUGUCGGAGGGGACUCUGCUGCAGGCGGUGCGCUCCUACAUCCACUUCUCCCAGCUGAGCGCUUGGCUCAGUGCCGCGCACGGGAAGCUCAACCACUCCAUCUUCUAUCGGGUGUGCGCGCCGGGCGAGGCCACGCAGCAGGACUUUGCCGAGUCCCCGGAGGAGCACGUGUUCCCCGUGCCGGCGCUGGCCUGCACGCGCACGCUGCGCGUCUCCGUGUCGGCCCUGCCGCGCCUGCCCGCCCCGCCGGCCGUCCAGUGCCGCGUGCACGCUCCCCUCCGCCCCGCCGCCGCCGCCGCCUCCUCCUCCGCCGUCUUCUCCGCCGGCGCGGCGGAGCCCGGCGCGGCGGAGCCCGGGGGCGGCGCCGCGGCUCCGCCUCGACGGCGCGGAGGAGGGCGACGCGGAGUCGGAGCUCGCGUGCCGCGCCGAAUACGACCGGUUCGUUCCCGAGGCCGAGCGGCGGCAGCAGAAGGCGGUGGGCAAGAUGGUGCUGACGUACAUACGCUCCAACGGCGCGGCGUGCGAGCGGUGCGACUGCUCCAGGACUGCCGGCUGCCGGCGGCGAGAGUGCCCGGAAGACGCCGCGCCUCACCACACGUGCUGGCCCAGGCCCGCCGGGCAGCCCUACAGGUGCCCGCCGGAAGCGUCCGCGGAGAGGAGGACUACGGGCGGCCUGCGCGGCGCGCUGUCCAAGAACUACUCUGUGAUCGCCGACCUGCUGCCGCGUCGGCCGCCACCGCCGCCGAACCAACGUCGGAGUUGGCGCGGGAGGCGAAGGAGAGCUCGCCGCUCGGCUCCAUCUACCAGAGCCGCGAGAUCAUCUCGAGCAUCGCGCAGCAGAUCGACCUGUGCGAGCUGGAGACGUCGCUGCGCGCCGUGCGCCUGGGCGCCGCCCGCGACCUCCGCCGCAAGGCCGAGUCCCCGCCGGCGCCCGAGCGGUGCCGGCCCGGCGCGGCCCCCGAUGGCACCGCCGCCCCCCCGUCGUCCUCCUGGAGGAACCUGAAGAACGCGGGCGACGCUCGCGCCGGCACGCCGCCGCUCACGCCGCCGCUCACGCCCGUCGAGGCGGCGCUCGCGGGCGACGAGCCGGAGCGGUGGACGCCGCACGGCGAGGAGCCGGCGCCGGACGGCGCUGCGGGGGGCCGAGGGGGGAGCGAAACCCCUGUGUCGUCGCGCGGAGCCGCCCUGCCGCUCAAAUCGCGCGUAAAGCGCAAGCUGCUGCCGUCGCCAUCGCCGCACAGACCUAAGGCCGCGGCGGCCGUGGAGGCGGCGAGGGCCGCGGACCCCUGCCAGUCCCCGCCGGCCAAGUGCGGCGUGGCCCGCCCGGGCACCUUGCCGCUCGACGGCGUCAGGACUUCCCCCCGGCCGCCCGGCGGCCCCCUUACCCCUGCGGCGCCGACGACGAUUCCCGCGCUGGUGCCGGCCGCGUCCACGUGCUACUUGGCCUCGUCGCCGGGCAUCCCCGCCGGGCAGAGCGCGUCUUGCCAGCUCGUCUACGUUGUGCACUCGUUCCGGGGCAUCGCUCACGCCGCCGGCUGCUGGAUAACGGUGCCCAGCCGCCGCUGCUGCUGCUGCCCGCCGCCGCCAUCGCCUUCCACCCACGCACCGGCCUGCCAGGCCGCCUCCAGCCCAGUGCCCUUCAGGAAAGGGAUCUCCGGGCGUUUCGACCUGGACGCUUCGCUGCUGCACAAGAACGGGCACGUGAAGAGCCCCAAGGUGGUGGCGCCCGCGGACGAGCAGAGCGGCCGGCAGCCCCCCGCGCCGCACGGCCCCGGCAGCAGCCCACGCUGCCUCCUCGGCAACUUCGAGGAGUGCGUGCUGAACGCGCGGCUGCCCGCGCUGGGCUCGGUGGCGGGCUUCACGGCGGAGCUGGGCGCCAGCGGCUCCUUCUGCCCCCGCCACGCGGUGCUGCCCGUGCACGUCUCCUUCUUCUCGGUGGCCCACGACGGGGCCCCCUCCCCCUACCUGGGCGUCCUCGGCCUGCGCUCCCACGGCUGCCGCGGGUACCACGUUCCGCGAGCCGGCACCAUACAAGUGACGCUGUUCAACCCCAACAAGACAGUGGUGAAGAUGUUCGUGGUGAUCUACGACCUGCGCGACAUGCCGGGCGGGCACCACACCUUCCUGCGCCAGAGAACGUUCUCGGUGCCCGCGGCACGAAGGGCGGGGGCGCCCGCCGUGCCCGCCACGCCGGGCCCCGGCCCCCACGCCCGCCACGGGACCAACGGGCCCUUCCGAUACCUCAUCCACCUGCGGUUCCUGAGCUCCAAGUCGGGCAAGAUCUACCUGCACUCGGACAUCCGGCUGCUCUUCUCUCGCAAGUCGAUGGAGAUCGACUCGGGCGCGGCGUACGAGCUCAAGUCAUACACGGAGACGCCGCAGAACCCGCGCUACUCCCCACGGCUCUGAUGCCCCCCCCCCUCGGCCUUCACGAGCCCCCCCACCUCCCACCCCUCCCCCCUCCCUCCAUGACCACGACCCACCUCGCGGCGUGACCCGAGUUGGAUUUCCCGCUCACGGCCAACGCCAGCGACGUAUGUCCGCACCUCCGAUGAGCACGGAUGGCUACGUGCGGCGCGAAAGAAGUUCGACGUGCAUACACACGGCACCGGUGCGGCUUCACGUCAACCCAAACCACCGGGGGUGUGGCCAGAGGGGGGAGACUGCAGAGAUCUCCCGUGUCCCCGAGGUUCGGUGACGCGUAGCUGAGAGUGAAAUUAUUUAAGUUCAGGACAGGAAGUGAAAGUGUCUAGAUUUCUGGGUGGUUAGAGUCGGUGCGAUGAGACGUGUGUUUGAGAUGCCGGGCGGGCGCGAGAGCGGAGCUGGUGCAUGGCGGCUCUGGGUGGUUUUGUGCAACGCCGCGUGGGGCCCCCGGGAGUUCAUGUCGCUCACCCACCACUCGCCCGUCGCUCGCCCAUCGCUCGCCCGUCGCUCGCCCAUGCCGUGUCUCCAUCUCGUCACGUCACACAUUCCGUCACACGUUUACUUUUUGAAAAAUAAUUGAGUUGCACUCGCGGAACUACAACUUAGUUUAUUUUUCAUGCUUCAUUUCAAUAGCAGAUUAAUACGUACAAAAUUCAGUCGGAUAAAGAAUCCACAUUUUUUAUGUGAGAUAAUACUAAUACUUAAAUAACAACAAGAAAGGUAGAAAAACAUUUUGAGACCUAACUAAGGAAGUCCCACACCCCGCAUCGACACGCCAUUCCCAGUGCCACGUCAGGGCCCCGCCUCUCAGAUGGCCGCAGGCAGAGACACAACUUGGACUUUUUUUUAAAUAGCCACGGCAUCUUAAAGAGUAUGUGUUGUUGCCAUUUUUAAUCUCAUUUGCACGCGAGCCGUCCCGUGGCUUUACCAAGCAACGUAAGCGGUGUCACCCGGUCCGUUAGCUGGUCCAUCAACCGGUCCAUCAGCCGGUCCGUUACCCGGUCCAUCAACCGGUCCAUCAACCGGUCCGUUACCCGGUCCGUUACCCAGUCCGUUACCCAGUCCAUCAGCCGGUCCGUUACCCGGUCCGCUACCCGGUCCGCGCGUUCUUGCUAACUUCGCUCCAGUGACGUGUACGGUGGCACAGGCGUGGCGGUCUACGUCUGGAAUGCCGAUUCGUCGUUAAACACUCGACAGGAAUUGGUUCACAUCCCAAGCUGGUCCCUUCAUGAAAAACAGCCUUGGGACUCUGCCGGGUGAACAAAGCCGGUACACGUCCAUGCGUUGCAGUGCAAUUUGGUUUUAUACAACGAUCGGAGAGAUGAGUGUCCGGACGUUGAGGGCACUGUAAUUCCAUUUACCAAUUGGCGUAGUAGAGAGCAGAAUACAUACUAUUACACUUGUUCAAAUAAUUACGGUGGGAACCCUUAUGAAUAGAAGGGAACUCUCUCGUGACUCCCCACUCAUCUCCCCACUCACCCACUCAUCUGCCCUCUCAUCUCCCCACUAAUUUCCCCAAGCAUCUCCCCUUUCUGUCUCUCCUCGCACCCCCCCCCCCCCCCUCGUGCGUUGCACAAAAGCUCAGCUCCAGCCUUGGCGUUGGAGACAACGCUUUAAUACUCACCACCGCUCGCAGCCCGAGACCGCUCCGGCAUCUCCGUCUCUUCGCCGGUGGGGGUUUCGGUCAACGUGAGUGACGGCGCGUCCGGGAUGACGACACUUGGGGGUGGUUCUCCGCCGCGGUCGUUUCUCUCUCAAGCGGCCGUCCCUUGGGGGCCGGCGCGGCGCGUGGGAGCGUCGACAGAGCCAAGGAGCCGCAGUCGGAGCAGUCAGGCAAUGAGGGCUCCAAAUGUGGCAACGUCUUGGAUUCUUGUACAGAGCCUGGAAGGUCCCGGGCUCUCCACCGAGCCUCCUGACCUUUUUGCCGUAGACAUCCGGAAUUGCUCACCAAGACCUCCAGGGAGUGUCCUCCAGAUCUACCCCCCUCCGAUUGCUCCGAGUCCACUCGGAGCAAGGUCACCUGAGUAUUUACUGAGCCGAUACCUGAAGGUAUCAUUUCCACCGCCCACGAUACCAGGGUUAUAUACCAGUAUGGCAAUCUCAGAAGGGCUAUUAUUGACACUUUUUUUUUUAAUCAAUCUUGGUGUUGCAUCUCCAUUUCAGGGCCGCGAUGCCUUUUGAUUGCUAAGUUGAAUAGGUGUUGGUCAAUAUACGGAGUUACCUUCUUAACAUUGGGCAAUACCUCGUGUUGAGCAAUGCUAAUCAAUAGUUAUUUUUUUAAAGCGAUACCCAGUAUCAGAGCGAGACUUAAAACCAGUUGAGCCGGGGCCAGAUGUUUCACUCGUCACUGCCACCCGAGGUGGGAUCAUGUUAGAACUUCCACUUCCUUUAAGUGGCCGGCCAACAGUCAAUUACGCGACAACCGUUUGAAACGAGCAGGCCAUCGCAUAAUUCACUCUCGGUAGCCAACUAAAAGUUCGUGUUGCCUCGUGCGGUUACCGGUUACUGAUCUGGCCCCCCCCCCACCCACCUCGGGGCAUCGCGCCGCGGUACUGGGGAUGUCGGUGCGGCUCUGCCAAAUCGCCCGCCGGAGCCGCUCGCCGCGCCGCGCCGCUCGGGACCAGGGAAACCCUUAGGACGGCCGCCACGCCAAUAAGCGUCGACCUCGGAGCGACGGCGCGAGAGACGGAAUAUGCAGGCGAGGGGGCUCGGUGGGUCAAGCGGGGGAGGCCGUUUUGUUUUUACUAUAAUGUUUUUUUUGGAGUGGAAAGAGAAGAGUAAAUUAGUUUUCAAAAGUGCAAUUCUUAAAUACUUUACAGUACCCGCAGAUUUUGACGCGCGUGUUUUCCCCUCGCGUUAGAUUUGUCACUUUAGCGUCGCCACAUGACCGCGGGCGCCCGCCUCGCCCAGAGUUUCCGUUUUUCGCGGGACGUUAUUCCUGUAGAUUGUGUGACCUGAGCCGAGUGCUUUUGUUUUUUCUUUCUAAUUUAUUUUUUAUUAUUGACAAGUAUAGCCUAUAAUUUAUAUGUUAACUUAAGUAAACCGAUCGCUAGGUUGAUCCGUCGUUUGUUUUUAUCGCGAGUCUCGCCGGGGGCUUGAAGCACGGCGAGGAGUCGUCUGCCGUGUGCGCUCGUGGCAGCGCCGCGGCUGCAACGCGGCGCUGCGGGUCGCAGGCGUGGAAGGACAGCUUUGGCUACGAACAUCGCUUUUGUGUGUGCACUGGGCAGGCUGCUUGUUACCCGAAGAAAAUCCAACAGUUUUAAAACGUUAAAAACUCGAACCUUGCAGUAACACAGAGGGGUCAUCAUCAUUGUCAUUUUAACGAUUCGAGGGAAGCGGGGCGGCGCAUUGCUGAGCGCACCGCACGAUGAACGCCGGUGACCCGCGUUACAUUCCCUGCCACAGCUAACAUCAUAUCUGAGCCCGGUGCUGGGCCCUCUCUCUCAACUUAUAAAUCCGUGCUAACCACCGUGGUACCGGUCGCACAACCCCCACGAUCGACGCGGCACGGGGGAGGCCUUCAUCCGGCAGUCGGCUGACAAAGGGCUGUAAAUUAUCGUCCACGACGACUCGAGGCUGCCCCCCCCCCCCGUUCCACGCCGCUUGUGCGUUGCGCGCACGGCCGGACGCGAGGAAUGUUCUUUGUUGGACCGUACUCGGCUGUGUCCGCAGGCGGGGAAGGACAGUUCCCCUCCGGGUCAUUUGCACACACUGGGGGGAUCAACUCCCACUCGCGCCGCCCAGUAAGUUCCCGCAGGACGUUGCCGCCAAAGAUCAUCGUCUGCUGGACGUUGAAGGCCCUGUCAAAUCAUGACAGUGGGACGUCGCGUGCCAGUGUCGUAGAACUAAUCCCGAAAUGGCAAAAUUGCCCACAGCUACAACGUUAUAUUUUAGUUUGUUUUAAAGAUUAAAAGAAAAAUACUUUUAAAAAAAUGUUCCGUUUUGAUUGGUGGCGGGAGGCGUCUGUCUUGGUGAAGAAGUGAUUUUCACCAGGCUCUCGCCUGGCUGAGUGAAACGUGUUAAAUUAAAGUUGCCAAUGCUGCGUCAACCUCUCGUUCGUUUACUUUGUAAUAACGUGAGAGCCCGUUGAGUUGAAAUGGCUUUUCAAGGGGCCACCUCAAGACACUGCGUGAAUAUUGCCUCUUCAUCUUAGUAUUUAAAUCGUAGAAAAAAUAAACCCCAAGUUUUGGUUUUCGGCUAUAAAAAUGUGGUCAUGAUGGCCGCUAUGGUGCUCCCACGCUUCCCAAUGCGGACAACCCAAGUUGACGAGCCACUGGCCCUCUCCCCAGGGUCUCCCCAUUGCCGUGAAACUUUGUGGAUGUCUCGGCGUUACUUCUCCUUGAGAGUGGACGCGAGCAUCUCCCAGCCGAAGAUGCUCGCUGCACCACGCUGCUGUGAGCCACGUGGCCACGGCUGUGGUCCAAUCUCUUCCUCCACCGUGGCUCUUUGUGCCCAGGUAUAGCGAACCUCCUCUGUCGGAGGGAGCCCAAUGGGAACAUCCGCGUGUGAAGAACGUUUGGGAAGUGUGACGCUGGUUGAGGGCCCCCAAUUGCCACGUGGCCACUGCUGGGAGUCUUGAUUUUGGUGGGGCUCUGCGUUUAGGUCUGCUUAACAAGAUCACGUUAGCGAGAGUUCGUUUGUGAUGGAAACCAAUAGGCUUAUUGGAAACAGAUAUGACGAAUUGUCACCUACGUCACUGAAUCCCAAAUGGACCACUUCCAAGUUGAUACAAUUUUUUUUUAUCUCAUCUUGAUUCGGAGCUGCUAGAGUUUUAAGCAAUUUUUAAUUUGUGAUUUAUUUUAUUUAGCAAUCCGGCUUCAACAGAGUGAAUUUUUUUCGUGGUAUUAAAUCGUUAUUUGUUCAUACAAGAGCAAUUUCUCUUUCGACCAAAGAUUUUAUUCCUCCCAUAUUCAGCUCUGUCACUCUCAUUAGAACUUUAGCAAUUGUUCAGUUUACAGUGGUCGUCUCUUUCUCCCAGUGUCAGCUCUCACACCCCUCGUAAUCCGUUUAAGAAAGUGGUUCGCAAUGCCUGUUCACGAAACCUUGACGUCCGUCAAUAUAUAUACUACCAGGGUCACCCCGAGCGCAACGCAAUCUCUGUGCCAAACUCACCAUAUUGCUGAACGCGCGCGUGGGGGCGAACGAACGAUUUCUUUUGCAGCGUUGACGAGAGGGCCGCAUGGCUCAACCCGACAUCCGUUGUGCUCGUGAUCUCAAGACCAUUCCAAGUCCCAUGACCUGGUCGCAGUCCAUUUGGGGUCGGCAGAUUGAGUGCCACCCGGUGAGGCUGCCCCACUUGGCAAGAAGUCAACACACAGAGGUCGUUGUUUGAGCAUUGGCCCCAGCAUAUGAAUGUGGAACUUCCACUGCUAGCUCAGGACUAACAGAGGUGAGCACCACCCAGGGCUCGCUGGAUCCUGGGGACUUUAAUUUGUAAUAAUACCGCGUGUUUGAAAAUCAAGCAAAUGUUAUAAUUUUGAUGAUUAAACAUUGUAUGUCGUUCGUUGCAACACGACUCCUGCUAUGCACAGAAGACUUAAGAGGGUGUGGUUUAAGAAAAUAAAAAAGCGCGUUGGAGAAUAUUAACGAAAAUGUCGCGCUGACUUCGCGUGACCCUUCGACCUCUUGUGACGAAACACCACUACGGACGCGUUUGUGUUAUGGGUGAUUUGACAAGUACGGUAGUUGCAGUUAGCGUUUGCGCAAUUAUAACGGCCCAUUCUCAAAACUCCUUGUACGGCGGUCAGCAAUGCCACGGUACGGCACGGCGCAAUCGUACGUUGUGCCCAUCCAGAGGUCGGCUGAAUGUUUCGCGUUAAACGCUUUGUGGAGGUUAGAGGUUGACUCGAGACGAUGAUCGUUCACGUGGUUGCAACGUUAAUGUUCGUAAGUAAAUAAAUAAACUGCAACAAAACGAG